GAACCAUUUUCCUCUCCGUACGCAACUUGAUUAGAAUAAUGGCCCCGCCAUUUUUGUUCUCGUCUAUUAACUCCACACCUCCUCACUUUGUGCUCAUGUGCGCUACUCCUUGUCUCCUCACAACUCACAACCAUGGUGACGUUGUUCCGCAGAGUCUGGGAAUCAGUUUCUAGUCGUUCGGCGUCGGGUUCCAGACGUUGCCCCAGCGAUGGAUUUCAACAGCAGAUGUUUAUACGAUCGUUGUCGGCGGGGGAAUUCGAUAGGAUACCGACCGAUGUAUUCCUCUUAAUCGUGAAGCUCCUUGGCCCCAAGGAGGCGGCGAAGCUCGCCGCCGUCUGUAAGUUGUGGCGGUUCAUCGUUUCUGAUAACAGGCUUUGGAUUUACUUCCUUCAGAUUCAACACGAGCCUUGGGAUUCUAUAUUCUUCGCCGAAACUCACUUGCGAUCGGGCUAUUCUCUUGGUCAUUUGCUAAUCCGGUUGCUGAACUUUCAUUCAUGCAUAUUUAUGGUCAGCGUGCCAAGGUCCCUGGAACCAUGAUUAUUGAUGGUGGUUCGGGCUAUUGUAAGUAUGGAUGGAGUAAAUAUAGCCGUCCAUCAGGGAGAUCAGCCACAUUUUUAGAAUUUGGUAACAUUGAAACUCCAAUGUAUUCUAGGCUGAGGCAUUUCUUCUCGACCAUAUACAGCAGGAUGCAGGUCAAAACAUCAACACAACCAAUUAUUGUGUCCAUCCCAAUAUGCCAUUAUGACGAUGUCGAAUCUGACAAAUCAUCUCGGAAGCAGCUAGAUGAAGCUAUCCUCUCAACAUUAUUUGACUUGAAUGUUCCUGCUGUUUGUGCCAUUAACCAGGCAGUUUUAGCUUUGUUUGCAGCAAGGCGGACAUCAGGAAUAGUUGUCAAUAUUGGUUUUCACCAGACAUCUGUUGUUCCAAUUCUAAAUGGUAAAAUUAUGCACAAUGUUGGUGUGGAAACAAUGGGAAUGGGAGCUUUAAAACUUACGAGUUUCCUCAAGGAUCAGAUGCAACAAAAGAACAUAUAUUUUGGUUCACUCUACACUGUACGCACAUUAAAGGAGAACCUCUGCUAUGUCGCUCCUGAUUACGAGGCCGAGCUAUCCAAAGACACAACAGCCUCAUUUCAAGUUCCAUCAGAAGGUGUAUUUACACUUGAUAAAGAGCGAUUUCAAACAGGAGAAAUUUUGUUCCAGCCUCGGAUUGCAGGAAUGCGUGCCAUGGGUUUACAUCAUGCUGUUGCAUUGUGCAUGGAGCACUGUCAAGAAGCAGAACUUAUUGCUGAUGAAACCUGGUAUAGAACUGUAGUCCUGGCUGGUGGUACUGCAUGUUUGCAUGGGCUAGCAGAAAGACUAGAGCAGGAACUUUGUGGUCUUCUUCCCCCAUCCAAGUCAUUCGGUGUCAAAGUACUUCCUCCCCCUCAUGGUGUAGAUUCUGCAUGGUAUGGAGCAAAGCUCAUCAGCAAUUUGAGUACCUUUCUGUCUUCCUGGUGUGUGACAAAAAAGCAAUUCCGCCAGAGGUCCAGGCACAAACUCCUAUGGUGAAAAGUAAAAACCUAUUGUAUCCUUUUUUGGAUGGAAACCUAGUGUUCCCUAUGAUCAGCGCUAUCAGAGUUUUGGGAGGACUUACUAUCACACAGUUUUUAUGCACAGUUCCUUGAGCAGUACAUUUUUUCCCUCUCAAUUUGGUGUACAAGGCGUGAAUAAAACCCAAAAUAAUGUUUGUAAUUUAACACAUGCACAGAGCACUAGAAAUUUAUACUACAUGUAAUUCUUUUAUCGGUACUUCCUACUAUUUGUAUUUACGGUUUUCCAUGAUAUUGUUACUUCUUUUGUUUACCGUAUACAGAUUAAAGAGUAUAAAUAAACAAUUUAUAUUGCAGGAAAGAAA
Molecule: messenger RNA, 1896 nt
Organism: Cuscuta europaea
Lineage: Eukaryota; Viridiplantae; Streptophyta; Magnoliopsida; Solanales; Convolvulaceae
Source: the annotation of a GenBank genome assembly